Lycium ferocissimum is the source of this 834-nucleotide messenger RNA. RefSeq names its product protein GLUTAMINE DUMPER 5-like. The coding region runs from base 134 to 592 and encodes 152 amino acids. The transcript has a single exon. NCBI's taxonomy places the organism in Eukaryota, Viridiplantae, Streptophyta, Magnoliopsida, Solanales, Solanaceae. Gene Ontology annotation, biological process: regulation of amino acid export. The record is from RefSeq and is a predicted model, not a curated record.
AAUUAACAAUUAACAAUUAACAAUUUAUUCUAUUCUUACAACCUCCUAGUAUAUAAAUAAUAUACACAUAUACCAUCUCAAGCUAAGUAGAAAAGAAAGGAAAAUAGCAAAUCAGUCCAAAAACUUUAAGAAAAUGAGAAGUGUGAGUACCUUCAUUGCUCCAUCAACAAUAGAACCGCCAAAACCAACCAUAAAAACCACAUUAUCCACGUGGCAUUCACCGGCACCGUACUUAUUUGCCGGUUUAGCAGCUAUGUUAGGGUUAAUAGCUUUUGCACUUUUAAUCUUAGCUUGUUCUUACUGGAAAAGCGCCGGCGAACGCUCCGGCGAGAUUACACGCGCCGGCGAUGAUGCCGGCGCCGGCGAGAAAUUGAAGGUUUCGCCGAUAUUUGAAGAGAAAAUUGUAGUGAUAAUGGCGGGUGAUUUGAAUCCGAGUUAUUUGGCUAUGCCUAUUACGAUUGGGGAUGAAAAUGGAAGUAAAGUUGAGAAGAAAUUGGAAAUGGAAAGUGAAGAAUUAGGUGAUGAGAAGCUUAAAGAAGAAGUAAUUAUGGAAGUUAGAGAGCAAAUUGAUGAAGAAUUACAAGAUAGUUAAUCUCAAAACAGAGCCUUUUCUUCAUUUUUUUUUUUUUUCCUUUUCUUAAAAUCCUGUUUUUUAUUUGGAUUUUAAAUUUUGAGUUUCUGGAAGUUUUAAUUUUUGAUUGAGACAAGAAAGAGUGCGAGAAAUUCUCAUUUUCCUGUAAUUUGUAUUUUGGGAUUUGACAGAAUUUAGUAGGCGUUGCCAGUUGCCACGUUGGACAUGAAGUGAGUGAUAUUUGAGAUAUGUAGUUAUGCUUG